AUGGAACCAAGUUAUCUCCUGGUUUUUACGCCUCCACAUGCCCGAAAGUUGAAGAGAUUGUGGGCGAAUGAUAAGAUCAUGGCAAAGGAUAGGAUAGGGAUGUGGCAUAGUUCUUUGAGACCUAUCAGCGAAGUUCUCGCAACAACAAUUGCUACUGAGGCGCGUAUGGCUGCGUCCCUGAUGAGACUUCAUUAUCAUGACUGUUUUGUUCAGGGUUGUGAUGGAUCGUUGCUUCUAGAUAGCAUUGGCGGGAUAGUGAGUGAGAAAGAUUCGAUUUUCAAUGGCCAAUCGGUUCGUGGCUUCGAGGUUAUUGACCAGAUCAAAGCUCACCUUGAGAAAGAAUGCCCUGGAACGGUCUCUUGCGCUGAUAUUCUCACCCUAGCCGCUAGAGACUCCUCUGUUCUUGUAAGAAGGAAAGAUUCGCUCAAUGCAAGCUUGAGUGGUUCGAACAGCAACAUCCCUGCGUCAAACGACAGUUUCGAGGCAGUUCUGACUAAGUUCAACCGUCACGGACUAGAUAUCACGGAUCUUGUUGCUCUUUCGGGGAGUCACACAAUUGGUUUCGCGAGAUGCACAAGUUUCAGACAGAGGCUAUACAAUCAAUCCGGAAACGGUCGUCCAGACAUGAGCUUGGAAGAAUCCUUGGCAGCUAACCUGCGGCAAAUCUGUCCAAUUGCUGGAGGAGACGAGAAUCUCUCGGCGCUGGACAUGAUUACUGUGGCAAAGUUCGAUAACAACUACUUCAUGAACUUGAUAAAGAAUAUGGGCUUGCUGUACUCGGACCAGGUUUUAUUUAGCGGAAAUGAUAUAUCGCGAGAGCUUGUAAUAACGUAUGCAGAGGAUCAAGAAGCUUUUUUCCAGCAGUUUGCAGAGUCUAUGAUCAAGAUGGGAAAGAUCUCUCCGUUGAUGGGUUCUCACGGCGAGAUCAGAAAGAACUGCAGGAAGACCAACAACCCUUAAAUGCGUGAUGUGUGCAAUAAAGGAUGUGUGUUGUUUUUUUGUUGUGUGUUGUUUUAUGUUUGAUGUUUUGAGUUGUGUGAUUCUGGUGUGUUCAAAAUAAAAAAACAGUGUUAUUCUGGUUUUA
Raphanus sativus (radish) is the source of this 1084-nucleotide messenger RNA. RefSeq names its product peroxidase 49-like. Lineage: Eukaryota; Viridiplantae; Streptophyta; Magnoliopsida; Brassicales; Brassicaceae. The record is from RefSeq and is a predicted model, not a curated record. Bases 1 to 960 code for a protein of 319 amino acids. The transcript is spliced from 5 exons. Gene Ontology annotation, biological process: response to oxidative stress; hydrogen peroxide catabolic process. Gene Ontology annotation, molecular function: peroxidase activity; heme binding.